Dryobates pubescens (Downy woodpecker) is the source of this 5370-nucleotide messenger RNA. RefSeq names its product splicing factor 3b subunit 3 (gene SF3B3). The coding region runs from base 154 to 5370 and encodes 1738 amino acids. Gene Ontology annotation, molecular function: U2 snRNA binding; protein binding. Lineage: Eukaryota; Metazoa; Chordata; Aves; Piciformes; Picidae. Gene Ontology annotation, biological process: mRNA splicing, via spliceosome. The record is from RefSeq and is a predicted model, not a curated record. Gene Ontology annotation, cellular component: nucleus; U2 snRNP. The transcript has 27 exons.
GGAGGGCAGCACGCAGGCGCGGGGCUGAUGGCGGAGGGGUCUGGUGGCGCGCCCGCCUAAGGCAGGAACAGCAUCCGCCGCCAUCUGCCUCCAUCCGUUUCCAUCCACCCGGCUCUGGAGCUACCAUAAGGUGGAAGCAAACCUGUGGCCAUCAUGUUCCUCUACAACCUGACCCUGCAGCGUGCCACUGGCAUAAGCUAUGCUAUCCAUGGCAACUUCUCAGGCACCAAGCAGCAGGAGAUCGUCGUCUCCCGCGGCAAGAUCCUGGAGCUGCUGCGGCCGGAUCCCAACACGGGGAAGGUGCACACCCUGCUGACGGUGGAGGUGUUCGGCGUCAUCCGCUCCCUGAUGGCCUUCCGCCUGACGGGCGGCACCAAGGACUACAUCGUGGUGGGCAGCGACUCGGGCCGCAUCGUCAUCCUGGAGUACCAGCCCUCCAAGAACGUCUUCGAGAAGAUCCACCAGGAGACCUUCGGCAAGAGCGGCUGCCGCCGGAUCGUCCCGGGCCAGUACCUGGCUGUGGACCCCAAGGGCCGCGCCGUCAUGAUCAGUGCCAUUGAAAAGCAGAAGCUGGUGUACAUCCUCAACAGGGAUGCUGCUGCUCGCCUCACCAUUUCCUCCCCACUGGAAGCCCACAAGGCCAACACCUUGGUUUACCACGUGGUGGGAGUUGAUGUGGGAUUUGAAAACCCAAUGUUUGCUUGUCUGGAGAUGGAUUAUGAGGAAGCAGACAAUGAUCCAACAGGAGAAGCAGCAGCCAACACACAGCAGACUUUGACUUUUUAUGAGCUGGACCUGGGCUUGAACCAUGUUGUUAGGAAGUACAGUGAGCCCUUGGAAGAGCAUGGCAACUUCCUUAUAACAGUUCCUGGUGGUUCUGAUGGACCUAGUGGGGUGCUGAUCUGUUCUGAGAACUACAUUACUUACAAGAACUUUGGUGACCAGCCUGACAUCAGAUGCCCCAUUCCCAGGAGAAGGAAUGACUUGGAUGACCCAGAGAGAGGAAUGAUUUUUGUCUGCUCUGCCACACACAAGACCAAGUCCAUGUUCUUCUUCCUGGCCCAGACAGAGCAGGGAGACAUCUUCAAAAUCACUCUGGAGACUGAUGAGGACAUGGUGACAGAGAUUCGACUGAAGUACUUUGACACUGUUCCUGUGGCUGCUGCCAUGUGUGUGCUGAAGACAGGCUUUCUCUUUGUGGCAUCUGAGUUUGGAAACCAUUACCUGUACCAGAUAGCUCACCUGGGGGAUGAUGAUGAGGAGCCAGAGUUCUCUUCUGCCAUGCCUCUGGAGGAAGGAGAUACAUUCUUCUUCCAGCCACGACCUCUGAAGAACCUGGUGCUGGUGGAUGAGUUGGACAGCUUAUCUCCCAUUCUGUGCUGUCAGAUUGCUGAUCUGGCCAAUGAAGACACACCCCAGCUCUACGUGGCUUGUGGGCGGGGGCCACGGUCGUCCCUGAGGGUUCUAAGGCAUGGACUGGAGGUCUCUGAAAUGGCUGUCUCAGAGCUGCCCGGGAACCCCAACGCUGUAUGGACUGUCAGGAGACACGUUGAAGAUGAAUUCGAUGCCUAUAUCAUCGUGUCCUUCGUCAACGCCACGCUGGUGCUGUCCAUUGGAGAGACUGUGGAAGAAGUGACUGACUCUGGGUUCCUGGGUACAACACCUACCUUGUCCUGCUCCCUUCUUGGGGAUGAUGCUUUGGUACAGGUCUAUCCGGAUGGGAUCCGGCACAUCCGAGCGGAUAAGAGAGUCAACGAGUGGAAGACACCAGGGAAGAAAACCAUUGUGAAGUGUGCUGUGAACCAGAGACAGGUGGUGAUAGCACUGACUGGAGGAGAGCUGGUUUACUUUGAGAUGGACCCGUCAGGGCAGCUCAAUGAGUACACAGAGAGGAAGGAGAUGUCAGCUGACGUGGUGUGCAUGAGCCUGGCCAACGUGCCCCCCGGGGAGCAGCGCUCUCGCUUCCUCGCUGUGGGGCUGGUGGACAACACGGUCAGGAUCAUCUCCCUCGACCCUUCGGACUGCCUGCAGCCCCUGAGCAUGCAGGCCCUGCCUGCCCAGCCCGAGUCGCUCUGCAUCGUGGAGAUGGGAGGCACGGAGAAGCAGGAUGAGCUGGGGGAGAGAGGCUCCAUUGGCUUCCUCUAUCUGAACAUUGGCCUGCAGAACGGUGUCCUGCUGCGGACCGUCCUGGACCCUGUGACGGGCGACCUGUCGGACACCAGGACCAGGUACCUCGGCUCGCGGCCCGUCAAGCUCUUCCGCGUCCGCAUGCAAGGCCAGGAGGCGGUGCUGGCCAUGUCGAGCCGAUCCUGGCUCAGUUACUCCUACCAGUCCCGCUUCCACCUGACCCCCCUCUCUUAUGAGACCCUGGAGUUUGCAUCUGGCUUUGCUUCUGAGCAGUGCCCAGAAGGCAUUGUAGCCAUCUCCACAAACACACUGAGGAUUUUGGCUCUGGAGAAGCUGGGGGCAGUCUUCAACCAGGUUGCCUUCCCCUUGCAGUACACACCCCGAAAGUUUGUCAUUCACCCAGAGAGCAACAACCUGAUCAUCAUUGAGACAGACCACAAUGCCUACACUGAGGCCACCAAGGCCCAGAGGAAGCAGCAGAUGGCUGAGGAAAUGGUGGAGGCUGCAGGUGAAGAUGAGAGGGAGCUGGCUGCUGAGAUGGCUGCAGCCUUCCUGAAUGAGAACCUCCCAGAGUCCAUCUUCGGUGCUCCCAAGGCAGGGAAUGGCCAAUGGGCUUCUGUCAUCAGGGUGAUGAACCCCAUCCAGGGAAACACCUUGGAUCUGGUCCAGCUAGAGCAGAAUGAGGCUGCCUUCAGCGUGGCCGUGUGCCGCUUCUCCAACACCGGGGACGAGUGGUACGUGCUGGUGGGGGUGGCCAAGGACCUGAUCCUCAACCCUCGCUCCGUUGCUGGGGGGUUUGUCUACACCUACAAGCUGGUGAAUAGUGGGGAGAAGCUGGAGUUCCUGCACAAGACCCCUGUGGAGGAGGUUCCUGCAGCCAUUGCUCCCUUCCAAGGCAGAGUCUUGAUUGGAGUUGGGAAGCUCCUGCGUGUGUACGACCUGGGCAAGAAGAAACUGCUCCGCAAGUGUGAGAAUAAGCACAUUGCCAACUACAUCUGUGGGAUCCAAACCAUUGGGCACAGGGUGAUCGUUUCAGACGUGCAGGAGAGCUUCAUCUGGGUGCGCUACAAGAGGAACGAGAACCAGCUGAUCAUCUUCGCCGACGACACCUACCCGCGCUGGGUCACCACCGCCACCCUCCUCGACUACGACACCGUGGCUGGGGCAGACAAGUUUGGCAACAUCUGUGUGGUGAGAUUGCCUCCCAACACCAACGAUGAGGUUGAUGAGGAUCCCACAGGCAACAAAGCACUCUGGGACAGGGGCCUGCUUAAUGGAGCAUCACAGAAGCCGCAGCCCCGGGCUGGCCCCGCCGCGUUCCCCGGCAACCGCCGCUUCCGCCGGCGGGCGGGGGGGCCGCGGACGGGGCGGGCCCUGGGAACGGUCCCGGAGCUCAGCCCCGGGCCGAGGGGCGAUGCCCGGAGCGGGGCCGGGAACGGGGCCGGGGAACGGUCCCGAAGCUCAGCCCCGGGCCGAGGGGCGAUGCCCGGAGCGGGGCCGGGGAACGGGGCCGAAGCUCAGCCCCGGGCCGAGGGGCGAUGCCCGGAGCGGGGCCGGGAACGGGGCCGGGGAACGGUCCCGGAGCUCAGCCCCGGGCCGAGGGGCGAUGCCCGGAGCGGGGCCGGGGAAUGGUUCCGGAGCUCAGCCCCGGACCGAGGGGCGAUGUCCGGAGCGGGGCCGGGGAACGGGGCCGGGGAACGGUCCCGAAGCUCAGCCCCGGGCCGAGGGGCGAUACCCGGAGCGGGACCGGGAACGGGGCCGGGGACGAUGCCAGCAGCGAGGCUGGGGCACGGGGCCGGGGAAUGGUUCCGGAGCUCAGCCCCGGUGCCAAGGGGCAAUGCCCGGAGCGGGGACAGGGAACGGGGCCGGGGGCGAUGCAAGCAGGGGGCUGGGGCACGGGGCCGGGGAAUGGUUCCGGAGCUCAGCCCCGGGCCGAGGGGCGAUGCCCGGAGCGGGACCAGAGAACGGGGCCGGGGGCGAUGCAAGCAGCGGGGCUGGGGCACGGGGCCGGGGAAUGGUCCCGAAGCUCAGCCCCGGGCCGAGGGGCGAUGUCCGCAGGCGGGCAGUGCAGCCCCGGCUCGGAUUCGCUCCCCAGCGAAGGUUCAUCUCGGCUCUGCCCUCAGCAUCCUCUUUUCCCCGGGGAUUUCUCGGGGGCAUCCUGCCAGACAGGGCCUGGGGAAGGAGCGAGCUGGGGGGCAGAGAGCUCCCGAGUGGACCCCAGCCCUUCGUGGGAGCAUGAAAGCCUACCCGUGGAGCCUGUCUCUGCUUGUGUGCCAGGGGACAUCCCCUGGGCCCUCUCCGCGUUCCACAGCUCCCUCCUCAGGCCGGGUCCCGGCACCGGGGGGCCGGUUGCCGGCGCCUGCCCCCCGCCCGGCAGUUAACCGUCGCCGGGAGUCUGCCGCCCAACCGCCGGCGGCGGCGGCGGAGCAGAGCCCCGGGGCGGCUCGGAGCGCAGAGUGGUCUCAGGAUGGGCAAAGUGUCCUGCUCGACGCGGAGCUGUACGAGGAGGAGGUGAGGGAGCUGCGGGAGCCGCUCCCGGAGCUGGCCGGGCUCGGCUGUGCCGCGGAGCUGCAGGGCUGGCUGCUGGCCAACGGCUUCCAGCUGGAGGGGACGAGCCGCUGCCCAGCCCAGCCUGGGUGCCCGGCCGGCGUGGCCCAGGCAGAAGCAGCGAGGUGCCAGCGAGCCCCCGGGGUGCCAGCGAGCCCCCGAGGUGCCAGCAGUCCCCCGAGGUGCCAGCGAGCCCCCGAGGUGCCAGCAAGCCCCCGAGGUGCCAGCAGUCCCCCAAGGUGCCAGCAAGCCCCCGAGGUGCCAGCAAUCCCCCGAGGUGCCAGCGUGUCCCCUAGGUACCAGCAGUCCCCCGAGGUGCCAGCAGGCCCCCGAGGUGCCAGCGUGUCCCCGAGGUGCCAGCGAGCCCCCGAGGUGCCAGCAAUCCCCCGAGGUGCCAGCAGUCCCCCGAGGUGCCAGCAGUCUCCCGAGAUGCCAGCAAGCCCCCUAGGUGCCAGCGAGUCCCCGAGGUGCCAGCGAGCCCCCAGGUGCCGGCGAGCCCCAGGCACAGCUGUGGCACAGGACGGGCACAGAGGAGGCCGCAGCUCCUGCGCCGGGGCAGGGAGCACCCCCGGGGAGGCUCCGCGGGGCUGCGGCUCCCCCCGCAGGCAGCCCCGGAGCCGGCCGUGCCCUGCAGCCGCUCUCUGCCCCGCAGCGUCACCUCCCCAGCGCUCCGCUUCCAGCCUCCUGCCUUCCUGA